UCGCGCAUAUCCGUUUUAAACCGCUUGAUAACCGCUUCUUUUAGCAAGUCAACGUUUAUUAGUUCGGAUGUGCAUUUCGAAAAUUGCGUAAUUAUUAAAAUUUCGUUUUUUUUUUUAAAUUUAAAUCCUAUAAUCGUGCAGCUAAAGUGGGUCUUUUAACAUGCAACUUUACAGUGCGGUUACGUUUUUGGUGCUGAUUUCGUGUGCUGAUGCCACAUUUACCUCUUGUACCACCCCAGUUAUAAAAAACGGCAGGAUACGAUCCAGACAAAGAGGGAAAAUUUUAAAAUUUAUUUGCAAUCAGGGCUAUCAGUUGGCAGGAGAGAGAACCACUAUAUGUACGAACGACGGCACUUGGGACGUUCCCAUACCAAAAUGCGUCCGCGCCACCUGUGCGAAAAAAGACAGCCCGCCUCCGAACGGUGUAGUAUUAUCCUCCCACGCAGGUGCGGUUCUCAACUUCUACUGUCAGCAUGGAUAUGAAAUAAACGGACCUUCGGUUAUUUACUGUGAUGGUAUUAAUUGGGACAACCAUAAACCAUCAUGCAUACCAUCGCACACGGCAGUUCCUCUGUUUUGCGAUUUCGAAGAUGUCAACAUCUGCCAUUGGACCCACGAUUUGAACCAUGACAUGGAUUGGGUGAGGGAUAGUUACAAGACACCAACGGGAUACAGUAUGCCCACGGGACCCAGUUUUGAUCAUACCAAAGGAGAAAAUUCAAAUGGACAUUAUAUGUACAUCGAGUCGUCUUCGAGAAAAAUCAAUGAUACCGCUCGCCUUAUUUCGCCAAUAUUUGGCAAUUUGAGCGGGAAUAUUUGUUUGGAAUUUUGGUAUCAUAUGUAUGGACAAACCACCGGUACAUUAAGAGCCUACGUGAAAAAACUUUCUGACCCAUGGCCGUUAAACCCUAAAAAUGCAAUUUUUGAGAAAAGCGGCAAUCAGGGAAACGUCUGGUAUAUGGCUUAUAAGGACUUAGGACCAAUAAACGAGGAGUUUCAGAUCAUUAUGGAAGGUGUUCGUGGUGAUGGCUACGUAAGCGACAUAGCGAUUGAUGACGUCAAGUUAACCCCCGAUUGUGUAUUUGUAGAACCUACCACGGAAAUCAUCACUUCCUCCACCACGGAAAAAUGGAAACCUUACGAGACAUGUACGGACCGUUGUGGCUUAAAAUCUUAUUGGGACAACCAGUCCGACUCAGAUGUCAUUCCGUGCGAUUGUGACGAUGAAUGUUACGAAUAUAGCCGAUGCUGUCCGGACUAUAUUGAUUUAUGUAUCAUCAGUCUUACAACACAAGAUUCCACUACAACCAUAGAAGAAAUUAGAACUACUAAGCGGUUAAUCACGACCAUGUCUACGCUUAAAUCUACCAACUCUACCAGAGCCCCUCCGACAACCGCUAAGAAGUUGAUAACCUAUGGUAAGACCACUCUUACCACUCGGAAACCAAGCAGUACUUCCCAAAGGAUUCCCACUACUCUACCCAGUAUAACCACACGAAAACCUACACCACCUGUAGCAACAACCCCACCAGCGGUUGUUCAAAAAAUCAUUUCCGAAACCACUGCUUCCGGGAUCAUUUUUGUUAAACCUAAAGUAACAACAUCCGUCAACAAUGACGUGGAAAGGCCAUCAAGAAACAACGCUAAUAGUAACGACGUCAAUGAUAUAGAGCAGGAGGAGGACUCCAUUGAAGAAAAGUAUCUGCAUGACAGGGAUGAACACCUUAACGAUAUGAGAUCAGCAAAAAUUAAUAAUGAUAAUAAUAGUAAUAAUGGUAGGAUGAACAAUAUGACAGUGAUUGUAAUAGCAAGCACAUGCGUGGCAAUCGGAUUAUGCGCUUUCAUUGCUGCGAUCUUAUUGGUAAAAUAUAAAUUUAUCGGUUGGAGGAGGUCAAUUAACAGGUCCGGCCAAGGCGAUAGUCAGAGUGACGUCAGAUUUUUGACCGCCGACGAGGUUCUAGAUUUUAGUGUAAGCCAUGACGAGUUUUAAUUAAUCGGUGUAAUUAUUUUGUGGUAUUUAUUAAAUAGUUUUUACGCUAA
This is a messenger RNA of Anthonomus grandis grandis, 2040 nucleotides long. Its product is annotated as MAM and LDL-receptor class A domain-containing protein 2-like. The transcript has 9 exons. The record is from RefSeq and is a predicted model, not a curated record. The coding region runs from base 161 to 1990 and encodes 609 amino acids. Gene Ontology annotation, cellular component: membrane. Lineage: Eukaryota; Metazoa; Arthropoda; Insecta; Coleoptera; Curculionidae.